CAGCCGCCUUGCCGGCAGGAUGCAGAUGCUGGGAAGAGCGAUGAGGAUGGAGGCCCGCGAGGCAGCGCCGCCGGCGGGGGCGGGCGGCUGGAGCAAGUGGGUGAGGCUCAACGUGGGGGGCACGGUGUUCCUGACCACCCGGCAAACGCUGUGCCGCGAGCAGAAGUCCUUCCUCAGCCGCCUGUGCCAGGGGGAAGAGCUGCAGUCUGACCGGGAUGAGACUGGGGCCUACCUCAUCGACCGCGACCCCACCUACUUCGGGCCUAUCCUCAACUUCCUCCGGCAUGGCAAGCUGGUGCUGGACAAGGACAUGGCUGAGGAGGGGGUCCUGGAGGAAGCGGAGUUCUACAACAUCGGCCCGCUGAUCCGCAUCAUCAAAGACCGGAUGGAGGAGAAGGAUUAUACCGUCACACAGGUCCCGCCCAAGCACGUGUACCGCGUGCUGCAGUGCCAGGAGGAGGAGCUCACGCAGAUGGUCUCCACCAUGUCCGACGGCUGGCGCUUCGAGCAGCUGGUGAACAUCGGCUCCUCCUACAACUAUGGCAGCGAGGACCAGGCAGAGUUCCUGUGCGUGGUGUCCAAGGAGCUCUACAGCUCCCCGCACGGACUGAGCUCCGAGUCCAGCCGCAAAACCAAGCGCGCGGAGGAGCAGCUGGAGGAGGAGCGGCUGGAGGAGGAGGUGGAGGUGGCACAGGUGCAGGUGGAGGUGGAGGCAGAUACCCAGGAGAAAGGUGCAGCCAACCCCCAAGGAGAACGACCGCUCAUAAAAGCCGUGCCUCCCGCCCGCCCCCUGCUGGAGCCCGCUGCGGAACCUGGGGUCCCGGGACGGCCGGGGGGCGGGCCCACCAGGGUUAGCGCAGCCGCGUGCCUGGCGCCUCACCUGCAUAACCAUCCCUUCUCUCACUUUCUCUUUGCAGCCCAGUCAUCUCAGGAUCCCGCUAACCUUUUCUCCCUCUCACCACCGCCUCCUCCUCCUCCUCCGCUUCCCGCCGGAGGUCCUGCCUCAUCUUCAUCUACCUCUUCUUCCUCCUGGAUCUCAUCUACACCCUGCCUCUUCCCUCUCUGCCCCUGUCCGGGUUUUCUCUCUGCCUUCUCACACCUCCAUCCCGGGGCUGCCGUGGUCCCGGCCUCCUGUGCCCUCCACCCAGGUGCCCCGGCCCCGCAUCCCAGAGCAUCCCACCUGCCGCCUCCUGCUCCCCUUCUGGCACCUCCCGCCUCCGGACCCGGGGCAGAGGGGCACAGCUGCACCCCCUUGGUGCCCGCCGACCCCGCCGGGCACAUCUGAGGCCGGGCCUCACCUCCUCGCCUCCUCCUCACGUUUCCUCCUUGCAGGUUCCUGUCUGCACCCCCCUCAGACCUGAGGCUGCGCUUGCGGUGAGGGCUUCUCCUGGGCCCCUCGCCCGCCCCCAGAGCUGCCAUGCCUGGUUUGUAGCUUGGCAGGGCUGGAGGGAGGGGCGGGAGCCAGGAGGAUGCUCAUCUCUUGUUUUUUGGACUUGA
Kogia breviceps (pygmy sperm whale) is the source of this 1497-nucleotide messenger RNA. The record is from RefSeq and is a predicted model, not a curated record. Lineage: Eukaryota; Metazoa; Chordata; Mammalia; Artiodactyla; Physeteridae.